GCUCUCGGCUCUUUUCUGAAGUGGUGUAGGAGCUGGCGGUUCUGUGCCUCUGCUGAGAGCCGAGAAAAGUACUCGCGCAAGCUUGGAGGCCAAGCUAUGGUGAGCCAGGGGCGACUGUCUGGGGACGAGUGGGCUGCUGAGCGUCGGGAAGCCGUGUGGUGGGCCCUCCCUCGGUCUGAGUCGGAGCUAGUGGCCAGACGUAGCGCGGAUGCAGUGACCUAUGAUGAUGUGCACAUAAACUUCACUCAGGAAGAAUGGGUCUUGUUGGAUCUUUCUCAAAAGAGGCUCUACAAAGAUGUUAUCCUGGAGACCUACAGGAACCUCACUGCUAUAGGAUACAAAUGGGAAGAAUACAAUAUUGAAGAAUAUUGUCAAAAUUCUAGAAUACAUGGAAGGCAAGAAAGAAGUCAUCCUGAAGAUAAACUCUAUGAAUAUAGACAAUGUGGUAAAGUUUUUGCAUGUCACAGUCAUCUUCAAAGUCAUGAAAGAAUUCGUGCUGGAGAGGAAUCCUGUGAAUGUAAUCAAUGUAAUAAUCACAGUACUCUUCAAAAUCCUGAAAAAAAUCAUACUGAAGAGAGACUAUAUGAAUGUAAUGAAUGUGGUAAAGCUUUUUCACAACAGAGUCAUCUCCAAAUACAUACAAGGACACAUCAUGGACAGAAACUCUAUGAAUGUAAGCAAUGUUGUAAAGCCUUUGCCUGUUGCAGCAGUCUUCAAAAACAUGAAAAAGAUCAUACUAGAGAUACAACCUAUGAGUCUAAGCAAAGUGGUAUAGACUUUUCACAUCAGAGUUAUCUCUAUAAGCAUAAAAGAACAUAUAUUGUACAGAAACACUACAAAUGCACUCAAUGUGAUAAAGUGUUUUCAAAACGUAGUAAUUUCCAAAGACAUAAAAGACUACAUACAGGAGAGAAACCCUAUGAAUGUAACCAAUGUGGUAAAGGCUUUGCACUGCCCAGAUAUCUCAGAAAACAUAGAAGAACACAUAUUGGAGAGAAACCCUAUGAAUGUAAUCAGUGUGGUAAAGCCUUUACACAGAGCAGUGGUCUUCAAAAUCAUGAAAGAAUUCAUACUGGAGAGAAACCCUAUGAAUGUAAUCAAUGUGGUAAAGCCUUUGCACAUCAUAGUUCUCUCCAGAAACAUGAAAAAACUCAUACUGGAGAGAAACCCUAUGAAUGUAAUCAAUGUGGUAAAGCCUUUGAACAACAAAUUUACCUUCAAAUUCAUGAAAGAAUCCAUACUGGAGAGAAACCGUAUGUAUGUAAUCAAUGUGGUAAAGCCUUUGCAUAUCACAGUCAUCUUAAAGUUCAUGGAAGAGCUCAUACUGGAGAGAAACCCUAUGAAUGUAAUCAGUGUGGCAGAGCCUUUGCUUAUAGCAGUAGUCUUCAGAUACAUGAAAUAAUCCAUACUGCAGAGAAACCCUAUGAAUGUAAGCAAUGUGGUAGAGCCUUUGCACAUCAGAGUUAUCUCCAGAAACAUGAAAGAACACAUACUGGAGAGAAACCCUAUAAAUGUAAACAAUGUGGUAAAGCCUUUGUACAACAGAUUCAUCUUCAAGUUCAUGGAAGAAUCCAUACUGGAGAGAAACCCUAUGAAUGUAAUCAGUGUGGUAGAGCCUUUGCAUAUAGCAGUAGUCUUAAAAAACAUGAAAUAGUCCAUACUGGAGAGAAACCCUAUGAAUGUAAUCAAUGUGGUAAAGCCUUUGCAUAUCCCAGAUAUCUUCAGAAACAUGAAAGAACACAUACUGGAGAGAAACCCUAUGAAUGUAAUCAAUGUGGUAAAGCCUUUGCACAUCACAGUUAUCUCCAGAAACAUGAAAGAAUUCAUACUGGAGAGAAACCCUAUGAAUGUAAUCAAUGUGGUAAAGCCUUUGCACAUCACAGUAACUUCCAAAACCAUGAAAGAACACACACUGGAGAGAAACCCUAUGAAUGUAAUCAAUGUGGUAAAGCUUUUUCAAAGCAGACUCUUCUCCAACUACAUAAAAGAACACAUACUGGAGAGAAACCGUAUGUGUGUAAUCAAUGUGGUAAAGCCUUUGCAUAUCACAGUCAUCUUAAAGUUCAUGGAAGAGCUCAUACUGGAGAGAAACCCUAUGAAUGUAAUCAGUGCGGCAGAGCCUUUGCAUAUAACAGUAGUCUUCAAAUACAUGAGAUAGUCCAUACUGCAGAGAAACCCUAUGAAUGUAAGCAAUGUGGUAGAGCCUUUGCACAUCAGAGUUAUCUCCAGAAACAUGAAAGAACACAUACUGGAGAGAAACCCUAUAAAUGUAAUCAGUGUGGUAAAGCCUUUGCACAACAGAUUCAUCUUCAAGUUCAUGGAAGAAUCCAUACUGGAGAGAAACCCUAUGAAUGUAAUCAGUGUGGUAGAGCCUUUGCAUAUAGCAGUAGUCUUAAAAAGCAUGAAAUAGUCCAUACUGGAGAGAAACCCUAUGAAUGUAAUCAGUGUGGUAAAGCCUUUGCACAUCUCAGAUAUCUUCGAAAACAUGAAAGAACACAUACUGAAGAGAAACCCUAUGAAUCUAAUCAGUGUGGUAAAACCUUUGCACAUAACAAUAAUCUUCAGCAUCAUGAAAGAAUUCAUACUGAAGAGAAACCCUAUGAACAUAGUCAAUGUAGAAAACCCUUUUCAUAUCACAGUAGUCUUCAGAUUCAUACUUCAGAGAAACACUAAUGUAGUUAACGUGGUAAAGCCUUUGCAUGUCAUAGUAGUCUUUACAUUCUUGAAAGAAUUCAUAUUGGAGAGAAACACUAUGAUAUAAUCAAUGUGGUAAAGCAUUGCAUAUCACAAUUAUCUGCAAAUAUACAAAAGAACACACUGAAGGAAAAUGAUACAAAUGUAAUCAAUGUAGUAUAAAGCCUUUCAACAUCACAGUUAUCUUCAAAUACAAAGGAACACAUACUGGAGAGUAACGUUAUGAAUGUACUCAGCCUGUUAAAGCCUUUGCAUAUCACAGUUGUCUUUGAGGACAUGAAAGUACUCAGGAAAUGAACCUAUGAAUAUAAAGUGUUUUUUUUCCCAUAGGUUUACUGUUUAUUCAGGGUUAAAUGUUACAGAGUUCAUACACUGUCGGAACCAUGCCUGAGAACCCAAAGAAAGAAAUGGUGCAAUGGACAGCCUCAUCCACCCAGUGUAUUAAAACUUGAUUCAUAUGCAUUUUGAUAAUUUCACAAUCUUGAAAACUAUAACAAGACUUGGGAUUUACAUCUGCUGCAGGUCUUCAGCAUUCAGUACAGUAUGCUAUUAAAAUAACCUCAUCAUGUCUCCGUUCACUUCCUAAAAUUUGUGUGUGUAUGUGUGUCUAGCUGGAGUAGACUAUAAAGUAUUUGGUAAGAUCUUUAGGCUACACACUUAAAUUCAAAUUACACAAGAGUUAUUGCAGAUUUUAAAAAAAAUCUGAUGCUCUCUUGCUCUGUUCCCUUGCUCCUGCUCCCCCUCUCUUCCCUAUUCCCUCCCCCCUCUCCACAUGCUCAUGGGCAGCUCUCUCUCUCUCUCUCUCUGCCUUUCUCUGUCUCUAUUCCUUUAACUCCCCAAGCCCUGAAAAAACUCUAUUCUAUACUGUUAAAAAAAAAAUCCUACAAUUGUCAACAAUCUCUUCAAGCCUUUGGCUUCUUCAUGCUACAUGCCAAAGAAAGAAACUGAAUAUAGAGUCAACAAGAAAUACUAGCAUUUCUGAAGGGAAGAAUUGUUGACAGGGAGAAAUGUCAUGUCUUGGCAGCAUCCCUUUUCCACUUCAAAGAAUAUGAUUAGCAUUGAAAAACCUUCAUAUGGCAUUUGCUCCUGUGUGGCAAGCUGCUCCUGGGGUAAAAACUCUCCUUGCUUCAACUGCUGACAGUAUACUGUCCAAACUGGACAAAUAGGAUACAGAGAAGUCAAGUGCUAAACUUUACCAAAACAAGUAGGCAGUGCUUUAGUAUUGCUGCCUCAUGGAAAAGUCUAUCAGAUAUUUGGGGCAGAAGGCUGAAGAUAAUGUCUCAAAGUUGCAGAGGAACCUUGGAUGACUGUCCGGGUCAACCUCUCUCUAGCAUUUCUAUAAUUUUGGAAGCUGCUUGCUCUGCACUUCCUGUAUCCUCAGGGAAUGUUCAUUCCUUCUCAGGUCUCUUAUGGGGUUGAAGACUAGAUAGUUAUAGUCUCAUAACUCAGCUUAAGUUGUUUAAGGUUUAAAAAAUAUUUUAAGGUCUAAAGGUAAAAGUUGGCAAAUGCAAGUUUUGAUUGAAAGCGAAAUAGGCACAGAAGAUUGGAUUCACCGAGAUAAUUGAUAGUAGAUAGAAAGUAGAGUACUUUCUCCAAGGUUGCCAAAUACAUAUUGACUGUAUCUUGUGAAUACAAUUCUCACUUGAUGGUUUUCAUAAUUGUUCUUAUUGUAUAUAGCUUAUUGAUGGUAGAGAAAGACCCUUUAUUGGACUAAAAGGGGGAGAUGUAGGGAUAAUCUUUAUUUGUCCUGCAUAGAGAUGUGUCUCUGUCCUUCCUUGUAUGCCCAAGGCACUUUCUGCUUGGUUACAAUAAACAGCAUAUAGCAAGGGGUAGAAUAGAAGGGAGAGAACAAUUCUGGGAUAGAGUUGGGCACAGGUACAUCCACCAAGAAACAGGGGAACCUGGAGGUAUGAUGCUGAGGAGAAGUAAUCAGCCAUGUGGCAAAACUUAGAUCACUGCAAAUGAGAUUAUAUAUUUUGAGCUAGUGGGAACAAGCCUAGCUUAAGGCCUAAGCAUUUAUUAAUAAGUAAUAAGCCUCUAAGUUGUUCAGGAAUUGUUCCCAGGUAGAAGGGCCAAAGGUUUCCUCAUCACCCAGUAACAUUUCCUCCGGCAGGGUAGCAUUUACUCAAUAUCCAAUUGGUGGUAUCCAAAUGAUACCACCGAUUGAAAAGGGUUGAUACUUUGAAGCCUACAUGCUUCCUUUUGUUAGGUGAACUAAUUUAUGAGGAAGGAAAAUCCCUGUAAUUAAGCCUUUGGGUGCUUCAAUAUCUGGGUUACAGAAAUGAAGCCUUAAGUCAGUAAAACAAUCAAGAGUAAAAAUUAUGUUUGUUCAAAGAUUUGUUAUUACAGAGCUAUAGGAAUAAAGACAGCAUGAUACUGGCAUAAAAACUGAUGUGUUGAUCAAUGGAAUUUAAUUGAAAAUCCAGGAUAAAUGCACCAUACUUAAGGACAUUGACAAAGAAGCCUUGCUAUAUGCAAGCACAAAUGCAGAUGGAACCAAAGUAAUACAUUGCUAAGUUUUAGAGAUGAUGUUGCACUCAAAUCUAUUGCAUCUGGAGGCUAUGGAUGACGCUCUGAUGAGAUUUAAUGUGCUGGCUCAUCAUCAUACUCCACAAGGUAUCUUCUACAUUCCUUUUUCUUUAAGAUACCUUGGACUCCUUUGGUCCAGUUCACUGUCCACUCCCAUGAUGCCCCAGCAGACUCUCCAAAUCUAUACUUUUGCUUUCAUCUUCUAGUUGAUGUGACAUGAACGUGUAUGCAAAAAGAGCAUUCUAAGGUCAUUUCUUUCUCCAUUAUGUUUGUGGUUUCUGUAUCCUAUAUCCUUUGGCAUAUAGGUACUUAUCAAAGGAUAUAUAUGGUAAAUUAUGCCUUUUCUAACCCAGAAAGCCUGACUUAUAGAAAGCUUUGUAAUAUUUACUAUUGUUAACUGUUCUAAGCAGAAAGCAUGUUUUAUUUAAAUAAUGCCUUUAUGUAGCUGACAAUUUCACUCUUAUUGUCUGACCAUAACUUUGACUUCAAAUUUCUUUAUCACAGGUUGGUUUCUAAAAUGGCAAAAUGAAAAAAAAAAUUUUUUUUAGCAAA
Molecule: messenger RNA, 5775 nt
Organism: Mus musculus (house mouse)
Lineage: Eukaryota; Metazoa; Chordata; Mammalia; Rodentia; Muridae
Product: predicted gene 10033
Exons: 4
Coding region: 97-2673 (858 amino acids)
Biological process (GO): regulation of DNA-templated transcription
Cellular component (GO): nucleus
Source: RefSeq, marked validated